AUGGGUCGCUCCCGUGGAAAUUUUCAUGCCGAAGAAGAUCCUAGCCAGAGAUCAAGAAGAAAAAAGAAUGCAUCAAGUGGAGAAAAUUUAGAAUCUGUUACAGCAGGUCAAGGGACUGGUGAUGGAAAAGGUGCAUUAUACCAUUGUAACUAUUGCAACAAGGACAUUACAGGGAGGAUUCGUAUAAAAUGUGCUGUAUGUUCGGACUUUGACUUGUGUGUGGAGUGUUUUUCAGUAGGUGGUGAGGUUCAUCCUCACAAAAAUGGUCAUCCAUAUCGGGUUAUGGACAUUCUCUCAUUUCCUCUCAUUUGUCCUGAAUGGAAUGCUGAUGAAGAAAUGUUACUUCUCGAGGGAAUUGAAAUGUAUGGCAUGGGAAAUUGGGCCGAAGUUGCCGAGCAUGUCGGGACCAAGACAAAGGAUGCAUGCAUUGAACAUUAUAGGAAUGCUUACCUUAACUCACCUUACUUUCCUUUACCUGAUAUGACGCACGUUGUUGGCAAAAACAGAAACGAACUCCUUGCAAUGGCUAAAGGUCAUCUCGAAGAUAAAAUAGGUUUCACUUUUACCUAUUCAAAAACUUACAAAUUAGUCAUGGAAAAAUCAAAUCUUGCAGGAGCUAAAGUGAAUAAAAAGGGAUCAAGCACGGGCCACGGCAAAGAUAAUAGUGAUCCUUUAAAGAUGGAGGACCACUUAUCUGGGCGAAGCUUUGGCGGCAACAAACCGAAAGCGACAAAAGUCGAUGCCCCGUCUUCAACAGACGCAAGCGGUUAUAAUGCUAAGAGAGAAGAAUUUGAUCCUGAGUAUGAUAACGAUGCCGAGCAAUUGCUUGCCGACAUGGAAUUCAAGGAAGGUGAGCCGGAAGUCGAGCGUCAGCUCAAACUGAGGGUGCUUCGUAUAUAUUCGAAGAGGUUGGAUGAGAGAAAACGGAGGAAGGAUUUUAUUCUGGAAAGGAAUUUGUUGCAGUACCCAAAUCAGUAUGAGGGCUUAUCUCAGGAGGAGAAGGAAUUAUGCAGACGUUAUGAUGUUUUUAUGCGUUUCCACUCAAAGGAGGAGCAUGAAGAACUACUUAAAACGGUUGUAUCUGAACAUAGGACACUCAAGCGAAUUAGAGAGCUCAAGGAAGCGCGAGCUGCUGGUUGCCGUACAUCAGCUGAAGCCGAUAGAUAUCAUGAGAGGAAAAGGCGGGAAACUGAUCGCAAGGAAAGUUCUCAGGCGGGGCCCAGCAGCCAAGAAAGUCUUAGCGUGCCACUUUCUUCGGAUUCAUUCGGCACGUAUUCGACCAUGACAUCAGCAGGCCAAGCCAACUCAUCAACCGAAUCUGAUUUCAUGUCGAUUUCUGGGGUCAAUUUGCUGUCUGAAUCGGAGAAACAACUUUGCCGUGAGAUCAAGUUAGCCCCUCAACAGUAUCUGAAAAUUCAGGAGGAUAUGACUACAAAUUUUCUGACCGGCAACAUCACAAAGAAAUCCGAUGCUUAUUCCUUCUUUCAGGUCGAGCCUAACAAAAUCGACAGAAUUUAUGAUAUGCUAAUGAGGAAGGGGAUUAUUAUUUCUCAGUAA
This is a messenger RNA of Striga hermonthica, 1557 nucleotides long. NCBI's taxonomy places the organism in Eukaryota, Viridiplantae, Streptophyta, Magnoliopsida, Lamiales, Orobanchaceae. The record is from the annotation of a GenBank genome assembly.